GGAGCUAGCAAUCAUGUCUUUCUUCCACGUUCUGCCAGCCUCGCUAACGAUGCCUCUUUAUUGCCACAGAGAAAACGAGAAAAAAAGUCAAUCCGCCAGCACCGCCGCCGUCGUGAUCCGACGCUGAAUUGAAAACAGGAAGGAAGAUGUCGUCGGUAAAGGUGGCGGUGAGGGUACGGCCCUUUAAUAAUCGGGAGAUCUCCCGUGAGGCACAAUGCAUCAUCGAAAUGUCCGGCAGUACCACUUGUUACAACGUCUGUAUAUUUGCGUACGGGCAGACCGGUGCUGGUAAAUCGUACACCAUGAUGGGCAAACAAGAAGAAGGUCAAGAGGGUAUAAUACCUCAAAUUUGCAAGGACCUUUUUAGAAAAAUUAGUCGCAAUUCAAAUGAAUGCCUGAAGUAUUCUGUGGAAGUAAGUUACAUGGAAAUAUAUUGCGAAAGGGUACGCGAUCUCUUAAACCCCAAGAACAAGGGAAAUCUUCGUGUACGAGAGCACCCUCUACUUGGACCGUAUGUCGAGGAUCUAUCAAAAUUGGCAGUGAUGUCGUAUCAAGACAUUCAUGAUCUUAUCGACGAAGGAAACAAAGCGAGAACGGUAGCAGCCACAAAUAUGAAUGAGACAUCCAGCAGAUCUCACGCCGUAUUUACAAUAUUCUUCACGCAACAAAAGCACGAUUCUACAACUGGAUUAGUGACAGAAAAAGUCAGUAAAAUUUCUUUGGUCGACUUGGCAGGUUCUGAAAGAGCUGAUUCUACUGGUGCAAAGGGUACAAGGUUAAAAGAAGGUGCCAAUAUUAAUAAAAGCUUGACAACCCUGGGAAAAGUCAUCAGUGCCCUUGCUGAAAUUGCAACUAAAAAGAAGAAGAAAGCUGAUUUCAUCCCUUAUAGAGAUUCAGUUCUAACAUGGCUCUUGAGAGAAAAUCUAGGAGGUAAUUCUAAAACAGCGAUGAUUGCAGCAGUGAGCCCCGCGGACAUCAAUUACGAUGAGACCCUCUCCACCUUACGAUAUGCAGACAGAGCGAAACAAAUAGUUUGCAAAGCUGUCGUUAACGAAGAUGCAAAUGCGAAACUUAUCCGAGAACUUAAAGAAGAGAUUCAGAAGUUGCGUGAAUUGCUGAAACAAGAGGGUAUUGACGUGCAAGAAGGAGACGAGAUCGUCCGGGCAACGAAACGCGAGGACGAUGUGAAGGAGCCUCGAUCCAGAAUUCCGUCUCACACUACAUCGACCAUUGCUGAGGAAGCAGUGGAUCAAUUACAAGCUUCAGAAAAGCUUAUUGCUGAACUGAAUGAAACAUGGGAAGAAAAAUUGAAACGAACCGAGCUGAUUCGUUUACAACGAGAGGCAGUGUUCGCCGAAAUGGGUGUUGCCGUGAAAGAGGACGGUGUCACGGUUGGCGUGUUCUCUCCGAAGAAGACUCCUCACUUGGUGAAUUUGAACGAGGAUCCAAUGAUGUCCGAAUGUUUGAUUUAUUACAUUAAAGAUGGCUUCACGCGUAUCGGUAGUGCCGAAGCUAACAUACCGCAAGAUAUCCAAUUAUGCGGCCCUCACAUACUAAGCGAGCAUUGCGUCUUCGAAAAUCACGAGGCUAUUAUAACCCUGAUUCCGAAGAAAGGCGCUUUAAUUUAUGUAAAUGGACGUGAGGUCACUGAACCGAUCGUUCUGAAAACUGGAUCUCGCGUCAUUUUGGGAAGGAAUCAUGUGUUCAGAUUCAAUCAUCCUGAUCAGGUACGUGAACGAAGGGAGAAAGGAUCUCCUGCAGAAACUCCUGGAAAUGGAGAAACAGUUGAUUGGAACUUUGCACAGAUUGAACUGUUGGAAAAACAAGGAAUCGAUCUAAAGGCUGAGAUGGAAAAGAGAUUGUUAGUAUUAGAAGAACAAUUCCGUAAAGAGAAGGAGGAGGCAGAUCAAUUGUUCGAGGAACAAAGAAAGAGUUAUGAGGCUCGAAUAGACGCAUUGCAGAGACAAGUCGAAGAACAAAGCAUGACGAUGUCAAUGUACAGCAGUUACACGCCUGAAGACUUUAACAAUAUCGAAGAAGAUAUUUUCGUCAACCCAUUGUUUGACGCAGAGAGCAACUGGACCGAGAGAGAGUUCCAACUGGCCGCUUGGGCCUUCCGCAAGUGGAAAUAUCAUCAAUUUACAAGCCUUCGGGAUGAUCUAUGGGGCAACGCUAUAUUCCUCAAAGAAGCUAACGCUAUUUCUGUCGAACUCAAAAAGAAGGUGCAAUUCCAGUUCACUUUGCUCACGGAUACACUUUAUUCGCCGCUUCCUCCGGAUCUCUUGCCCGCCAUCGACGACGAAGAAGAAGAAGAAAGACCAUUCCCGCGUACUAUAGUCGCUGUGGAAGUUCAGGACACAAAGAAUGGCGCCACACAUUAUUGGACACUGGAUAAACUCAGACAGCGCUUGGAGUUGAUGCGACACGUGUACAACGAGGACUCGAGCCCCAGCACUCCGGAGGCCAAAGAGGAUAUUUUCCAAUGUCUAACCGCCUACUCUAAUCCGAAGUUCUCGCUUGCAAAUCUUUUGCCUUCGAGACAAAGACUCGAGCUUAUGCGAGAAAUGUAUCACAACGAGGCAGAAUUAUCCCCGACAUCCCCGGAUUUCAAUAUCGAAUCUAUCACCGGAGGUGAUCCAUUCUACGACCGUUUUCCCUGGUUCCGAAUGGUUGGCAGGUCUUUCGUGUACCUAAGUAAUCUUAUGUAUCCCGUACCACUGAUCCACAAAGUAGCGAUAGUAAAUGAAAAGGGAGACGUGAAAGGCUAUUUGCGUGUAGCUGUGCAAGCUGUUGUUGAAGAGGAAAACAGUGAAUACUCAAGUGGCGUCAGACAAUCAGCUAGAAUUUCCUUCGAAGACGACUUGUUUGGAAAUCAAAAGCAGAACAAACGCAACACCCUGUUGACCCAGACUCUUGAGAAAAAUCGACAAAUCCUUUUGCACGAGGAACGUGUCGUGGAGGGCCACAACGAGCAAAAGGAGGUAAAAGAGGAAGAUGAUAUCGGCGAUGCAGACAGUGGUAGAGGAGAUAGUUCGGUUUCCAGCGAUAUGAAGGAGGAGGAUCUACCGGAUCAUUUGCAACUUGGCUCUGAAUUCACAUUCAGAGUUACUGUAUUGCAGGCCAUGGGCAUUUCUACCGAAUAUGCUGACAUUUUCUGCCAAUUCAACGUGAGACAACCACCAAAGAGAAUGCUUCCACCAUCUAUACCUAUCAGCCAACCUGUACGCUCACCAAAAUUCGGUAGUGUUUUACCAUCCCCUAGCACGUCACAUGUUCACGCGAAAUACGACGUAUUAGUUUGGUUCGAGAUUUGCGAAUUGGCGCCGAACGGUGAAUACGUGCCGUCCGUGGUUGACCAUAGCGACGAUCUACCGUGUCGUGGACUGUUUCUCCUUCAUCAAGGAAUUCAGCGUCGUAUUCGAAUUACCAUCGUACAUGAACCAGCGUCUGAACUACGAUGGAAAGAUGUGAGAGAGUUAGUUGUCGGACGUAUCAGAAACACGCCAGAACCAGAAGAAGAGGACAACGAUUCGUCAGUGCUUUCGUUGGGUCUUUUCCCUGGCGAAUAUUUAGAAGUGCCCGGUGAUGAUAGAUGCAUGUUUAGAUUUGAGGCAGCGUGGGAUAGUUCUCUUCAUAAUUCAGCCUUGCUCAAUAGAGUAACAGCUUACGGAGAGCAAAUCUUCAUGACCAUUUCUGCGUAUCUCGAGUUGGAGAAUUGUGGAAGACCAGCCAUCAUCACGAAAGACUUGAGCAUGAUCAUUUAUGGCAGAGAUGCCAGAGUAGGGCCGCGUUCCCUGAAACAUCUGUUCAGCGGAAGUUACCGCAAUCAAGAAGCAAAUAGACUCAGUGGCGUUUACGAACUGGUCCUGCGUCGUUCUUCGGAAGCAGGUAGCCCAGUACCUACCCCACUUUUGCAAUUGUUUUUUGCAGGCGUUCAGAGGCGACAACGCCGCGUAUUAGACACAAGCUCUACGUAUGUUAGGGGAGAAGAGAACCUACACGGAUGGAGACCUCGAGGAGAUAGUUUAAUAUUCGAUCAUCAAUGGGAGUUAGAAAAAUUAACAAGAUUAGAGGAAGUGGAAAGAGUGAGACACACAUUGCUAUUGCGAGAAAAAUUGGGAAUCGAUAAAGUAUCAUUCUGCAACAAAAUGUCACAUGAUUUCACAAAGAGCGAAAAGGAGGUUUGCAACAUGAUGGCAAAGGCAACGAAUGAAACGCACGCUAGCCCAGUAAAAUUGAAGCGUUCAACGAGUAAAGACAUUUACGAGCCAUGGGAAAUGACAGAAAGAGAAAAGGAACUAGCCACAAAGUAUAUUAAACUUAUUCAAGGUCGAAUCCCAAGCAAAGAACCCAUUCUAUUAUCCGACGUUUCACCCGGAGAAGACACUAUGACUGAUAUGUCAGCAUCCAUGAUGUCUUCAGUGAUAUCAUCCUCGUCCCAAGAGUCAGUAUACGAGAGAGCUAGUGAUUAUUUAAAGCAGCUUCGCUCAGUGAAAGUCGCGCUUUUAGCGCAACCAGCUUUUAAGAAUCGCUUUUUAUCAAUUCUGAAAUACGACAACUCGAGACUUUCGAGUCAAAGACAACCGCCAGCACAAUUGGACGCGAUCAGGGUGAUGCUAGAGUGUUACUUGCAGGCUGCUGGUAUAAUAGUAUGGAGCAGGUCUAAGUCGUGCAUCUUUAGGUUAAGUUCACCGGAGAGAGCUAGACUGCAGGAACUGCAGGAGAGCAUAUUAGCCAGCGAAUCCACUAACCAAUCGUGUACCAUUGCACCAGCUCCUUUGGGUUCAUCUUCCCCAUCGAAGGAAAAUUUGGUACUCUACGUGCCGGAAGUCGAGGAAAUUCGUAUCAGUCCUGUUAUUGCUAGGAAAGGAUACUUAAAUGUACUGGAACACAAGACUAAUGGUUGGAAAAAACGCUGGGUGGCUGUGCGACGACCAUAUGUUUUAAUCUUUCGGGAAGAGAAGGAUCCAGUGGAGAGAGCUCUCAUUAAUUUAGCUACUGCUCAAGUUGAAUAUUCUGAAGAUCAAUUAGCUAUGGUGAAAGUACCUAAUACUUUCAGUGUCGUUACAAAACAUCGAGGAUAUUUAUUGCAAACUUUAGGAGAUAAGGAGGUUUAUGACUGGUUAUAUGCUAUUAAUCCUCUUCUUGCUGGUCAAAUUAGGUCAAAACUAGCGCGCAAAGGGCCAACUACGAAUUUGAAUAACGCUUCGCCUGUUGGUCUAGUUCCGCCCAUAGAUCAGCAAUCGAACCAAAAUAAGUGAGUGGCCGAUGCAUUGGCCGAGGUAACGAGCGUCAUUGCGAAAGCUUCCGAAAAGAUGCUUUACUGGUCGCACUCGGCCUUCGAAUCUCAUGAUCUCUGUAGCUUUCGAUUUUCGGUAGUCUUCGAUUAUUAAAACGUCUCGAAAAAUGCGUACUAACGAUUGACUACCAGCUUCGAUAGCCACCGAUUAAUAUCUCGUGACAUCUAAUUUAACUACUCGUCAGCCACAACUCCUGGCCACCGGAUAGAAAUAAAAUGAAACUGAAAUGAUAAUGGAAACAGUUCUUAAAUGCAAAGGCGUGUUAUACGUGUUCGAAUCAUAUUGAAAUUAUUACCUUUCAGAAUAUUGCAAACUCUCUCCUCCCUUGGUCUCUCCGUUCAUUUUGAGACGCAAUCAAAAUGUACACAACGUCGAUGAGACAUCACCGCGAGUUCGCGAUACCUAUCUUACAGUAUAUUCGAAUUUUUCGAUAUUAGUCGGUCGUACGAAGCGAGUCUCUUUUAAGCGUGGAACGCAUACACAGUGAAGAGUUAUUUAUGCCUAAAUAAAACAUUCCUAAGACGAUCAUAGAAAACAAGGCAAGUAUACACACAUUGUAGGUAUACUCUUUAAAGAGAAGAUGUGGCACGAGAGAAAGCAAGAAAGAGAGGGAGAGAAAGAGAGAAGUAAGGAAAAAGGCAAUGUAGCGAGAUUACGAAUUUCUGAGUGUUCAUAUUUGAGAGAAAGAGAUAAGAGCGAAAGAGAAGAGAAACGAAAGGAAAACAAAAAAGAGAAACAGAGAUUCUAUGCUGAGGAAGUGUGCAGAUUAUUUCGAACGCGAAUUCUAAACAGUAAUCGUUGAAUAAUUCAUUGUUAGUAAUUCGUUUAUGUAAUUAUGUUUGUCUAUUACAACCGUUAUCGAAAUAAUCCUUUUUCCUCUUGUUUCGUGUUGCUGUAGUAUAAUACAUUUUGCGCCUCGAAUAACAAAUACUUCACUCAUAAGUAACAUGUUGGGAUCGCAACGCUGACUUAAAUUUUUACUCUUACUGCAUAGAUCAGUAUUCGAGUAUAAGAAUCGAGAGAAACAUUUUUCUGUCACAACAGGAAAAGUUUGUAAUAAUAAUACGAAUGAUUUGCAGUAUUAUUUAGACGAAACGACGAGUCAGACAUGUUUUCAAUUCAGUACAAACGUUCGUCAGUGUUAGUUACUGGCAUAGUCAUCAUUAUCGUUUAAGAGAUAUCUUUCUUAAUCAAUUUUAACUGUAUUUCAAUUUUUCUACCAAUUUUACGUAACCGAGAUAUCAGGAAAACGAUUACUAACAUAUUGUGUUGAACGACAGAUAAAAUAAGAAGUUUGUAAGAAAUUUCAAAGCAGAUUAUUUCCUCGGUCGUUUGUACGCGGUGGUCUACACAAAAGUGAGUCCCGCUCCUGUUACCGUUUUUGCUUACUAACUGUUGUAGAGUCUGAUAGUUUUAUUUUGUUAACGACGAUAUACGUGUCGAUGAAGAACAAGAAAUCGUACUUUAAUAAGUUAUAUACGCAUUCGGCGCUUUUAACCCUUUGAAGCAAAAAUUUAGAUGAAAUGAACCGAUGAUGUCAACAGUAGUCAUUUUCUUCUUUGUAUACAUAAAUUUUAUUAUUUAUUAUAUAUUUAUAUAUAUAUUAUUAUUAUUUAUUACCUAUUUAUAUUGUAUAUUAUUUAUUUUAAUUUAUGUUAUAUUUUUGCAACCACAUAGUGUAAUUACAGUCCACAAUUUAAGUUAUUUUAGUAAAGUUAUUUUAAAGUAAUGGAAUUUAAUAAAAUUGUAAAUGCAUUUAGUUAAUAUUACCAAGUAUACAAUAUAUAUAUUUUACAAUUAACAAUUUUUGCGUAAAUAGUUAUAAAAUAGCUUAAAAUAUAAAUAUAUAUUUAUUGGGGAUUUUGAUUGUUUAUUUAUUGAAAAAAAUUCCAAUUAGAUAAAGUAUAAUAUGAUAAAAUAAACGAGUUAAUGGACAAUACCACCGUGAUAAAAUUUAAUUAUUUGAUUUGUUGUGUUUCAUAAUAUCCUCAAAAUGAGUCCAUAUUUAAUUUUUCCUAUUGUAAUAAAAGGAGUACAAUUUUGGUUAAUUUUAAAAAUUAAAUGAUCUUUCAUCCUUCAAAAUCUAUGGAAAACAUUGUGCAAUAUUUUUUUAAUCAUAUCCUUUUUUUUUAUCAGAAAAUAAUGUUCAGUAUUAUAUUGUUGUUUAUCUCUAAUAAUAUAUCAAAGAGAUUCCAAUACUUAUUUAAAAUGGGAAUGAUAAAAUCCAUGUAACAAAUAUAAAAAAUACAUAUAAGAAAUAUAAUAUUCAUAACAUUAAUUCUUGAAAGCAAGAACAUUAAAAAUCUGAACUGAAGGAUGCAAGAAGUGUACUCUUUCUGCAUUGCUUUUUCUAAGAUAUUCAUUGUAUAUCUACAGAAUAAUUGUACUUUAACAGAUCUAGGAUUAAAAUUUACGAAAGAUUUAUGAAAUGCGCUUUUACAUAACAAAAAAAUUAAUCCGUGUAUAAUUAAGAUAUUCACUCUUUUUUUUUAAUAUAUAAGAAAAUAUUUAUGAACUGUACAAGGACAUAAUACUUACAUAUAUGCAUAAUAUAUUUAUGAAUAUUACGAUAUGUAGCAUUUAUAUUUUAAUCAUGUUAUUUAUGAAUAAUUUAUUUGUUAUACUAUAUAUAACAAACAAUUGUGCAUGUAAGUAAAAUUAAGUAAAAAGAAAAGUAUUGCUUCAGGGGGUUAAAGACACAGUUUAUUACUACACGAAGAAAAAAAAGAAAUUGAAUAUUAAGCAUGGAGGAGCCGAAUUAAAAAAAAAAAAGAAAAAAA
Molecule: messenger RNA, 8080 nt
Organism: Heterotrigona itama
Lineage: Eukaryota; Metazoa; Arthropoda; Insecta; Hymenoptera; Apidae
Source: the annotation of a GenBank genome assembly